This is a messenger RNA of Metarhizium robertsii ARSEF 23, 1212 nucleotides long. Its product is annotated as MFS transporter. The record is from RefSeq and is a predicted model, not a curated record. Gene Ontology annotation, cellular component: fungal-type vacuole membrane. The coding region runs from base 1 to 1212 and encodes 403 amino acids. Gene Ontology annotation, molecular function: transmembrane transporter activity. Gene Ontology annotation, biological process: transmembrane transport. The transcript has 2 exons. Lineage: Eukaryota; Fungi; Ascomycota; Sordariomycetes; Hypocreales; Clavicipitaceae.
AUGCCGGGCCUCCUCUCCCGCGCCCUCGCCGAGCUGGGCCUCGCGACGCUCGCCUCGUGCGCCCCCGACAUCCGGCUCCUCAUGGCGCAGCGCUUCACGCGCCUCUUCGCCUACGGCGCCUCGACCCUCAUCCUCGUCAGCUACCUCGAGUCGCUGGGCCACGACCGCGCCCAGUCAGGCCUGUUCAUGACGCUCACCCUCGCCGGCGACAUGGUCAUCAGCUUCUUCCUCACCCUGGCCGCGGACAGCAUCGGCCGCAGGGCCACGCUCGCCGCGGGCGCCGCCCUCAUGGCCCUCAGCGGCGUUGCCUUUGCCCUCUUCCGCAACUACUGGGUGCUCCUGGCCGCCGCCGUGCUGGGCGUCAUCUCCCCCAGCGGCAACGAGAUUGGGCCCUUUCGCGCCGUCGAGGAGAGCAUCGUCGCGCACCUGACGGCCCGCGAGGAGCGCAGCGACGUCUACGCCUGGUACAGCCUGCUCGGGACCGCGGGCACCGCCUUUGGCAUCGUGUCCUGCGGCUGGGCGACACACGCGCUGGUCCGCGCCGGCUGGGACUCGGGAGAGGCCUAUAGGCUCGUCUUCUGGGGGUACGCGGGCCUGGGCGCCGUCAAACUGCUGCUGACGCUGGGCCUGUCACGGGCCGUCGAGGCCGAGGGCAAGACCGCGACGGAAGGGCGGCCCUCGGGGACGGGGACGGAGACGGAGCCGCUGCUCGCCGCGGCCGAGGAGGCGCCGCCGCAGAGGAGGUCGUGGAGGUCGCUGAUGCCGCACGUCACAGCCGAGAGCAGGGCCAUUGCCGCCACCCUGUGUCUGCUGUUUGGCCUGGAUGCGUUUGCCUCCGGCCUCGCGCCGCUGUCCUGGGUGACGUUUUACUUUCGCUCGCGGUUCGGCAUUGAAGAGGGCCGCCUGGGCUCCAUCUUCUUCGUCACGUCUCUCAUCUCGGCGGCUUCCGUCAUCGUGGCCUCGUCCAUUUCCAAACGCCUGGGAAACGUCAAGGUGAGCUCUGGAAACGCCAACACCGGGAGAGACGAAGCUGACAAAAAGACCACAGACCAUGGUGUUCACACACCUCCCCUCGUCCGUGUUCCUGGCCCUCCUCCCCCUCCCUUCAAACGUCUCCCUCUCCCUCACACUGCUGGCCCUCCGCGCGUGCACGCAAUCCAUGGACGUGGCUCCCCGCUCCGCCUUCCUGGCCGCCAUUCUCUUGCCCUCUGA